This is a messenger RNA of Striga hermonthica, 846 nucleotides long. NCBI's taxonomy places the organism in Eukaryota, Viridiplantae, Streptophyta, Magnoliopsida, Lamiales, Orobanchaceae. The record is from the annotation of a GenBank genome assembly.
AUGACGCAAGUAAUAGAUAGAAUCGUUCAGUACGCUUAUAUGAACACUUUCAUUUUUCGAUUGAGAAAGCUUCAGGCCAUUGCUGGUUCGUAUGAUCCAGCUUCCAGUACAAAGAAUUUGCUAAGCAGUUUUGGGUGGGAGGUCAAUUAUAUCGAGCCUAUCUCUGCCUCAGCAGUUCUGGCCUCUACAAACUUGGUCGGCUACUGCCAACUGGCGUCAAAGUACGAGAUGUCAAAAAAAUCUGUACUUUUUUUAUCAGGGGCUGGUUUCCGAGUUCGGGCCCGUUUGGGUACUCCAUACCUUAGCCAAAGGUAUCGGCGUAUCCUUGCGGUUCUGGACAAGCCACUUAACAUGGCUUCCGAUCCGAACACUGGAAAAGGUUGGCAACCUUUGGAGUGGUUGAUAGGCAGAGGUCAAUUACAUCGAGCCUACUUAAAGGGAAUCCUUGUCAACUUGGUGAGGGAGAAGUCUGCUCCAAAAGAGCUUCGACUGCCUCCUUCCAACCUGACAUUCGAGGGAGAAAGGGAUAAUCUGGAGUACACUCUUGUCCGUAAUUGGAUGGAGUUGUGGCUCCAAUACCUUAAAUGGUAUUCCCUUCUCUUUCUCAAUCCGGAUCCUUCCCUUUACACCCUUUUCAACCCUCCUGUUGUAUCAUACGACUAUAAGAAGAAUUUCCAUGAAGACCGUGAAGCCUCACGGAGGUUUUCUCUUAUUUUCUGUGUGUACGACAUGGGGGAGGGGGAGGGAAAGGGUCCUGGAUGGACCCUGCAUCGAGUGUGGUGUGGAAAGGAAUCAGCUCUUGCACCCAAUGCAAAUUACAUACUCACUGCCUGUCCAUCUUUUUGA